Molecule: messenger RNA, 2401 nt
Organism: Pimephales promelas (fathead minnow)
Lineage: Eukaryota; Metazoa; Chordata; Actinopteri; Cypriniformes; Leuciscidae
Source: RefSeq, a predicted model, not a curated record
ACAAUCGAGGGAAAUGAGGUGAAGUGAAGUAAAGAGUUGUGGCUUUUCAAUGUUCAAAACAUUACAUUGCCUUUUCCAAUAGAUGAAUGUGCUCUCUUUUUCAAUAACUCCGAUUUGAAGUGACGAUACAAAUUGAUAAAGUUGCAAUACGUGCACUGUUUAGAGAGAUGUGUGGGGGAGGGCUAACAUUAACUGAAGCAGGCAGCUAUGCGAGGGCAGACUGGGCAGUGGUUUCCUGCGAUAAAUGAGGGGUCCGAGUUAGUGUGUUGUGUUAUCGCCUGAACAAUUAAACACUGUUAGCUGGUUAGAAACUGUGUCGAUACCGCGCAAACACUGCUAAAAUGACGGCGUGUAGCGAUCGGAUACUCUUAACGUGUCUAAUUUUGGAUCUGUUUUCGAGGUGGUAUGCGUUGGAUGAUAUUUCCAUCCGUGUUAAUCACACCGGACCAAUGAAAGUGGACGAGGGGUAUGAGUUCCAGUGUGACAUUCACACUGUGGCUGAGGUUGUUGUGAGAAUGUACAAAGGACACCAUCAAGUGAAUGAAACAAUCUUCACCUUCAAUACUUCAGACAGAAAUCCAUAUAAAGUCCAGAUCCAUCCAAAUAAAAAUGAUGAUGGAGCUCAGUACUGGUGUGAAGCAGAGCAGAAACUGGGAGAAGAAUCUCAACGUCCUAAAGUCACAUCAAAACCUCUGAGCAUUACUGUACAUUAUGGACCGAUCAUCAAUAAGACCAAACUGCCCUCCAUAGUGCCUGUGUUUCGAGGAUAUCCAGUGGAGAUUGUUUGUGAAGCCGAGGGAAACCCAACACCAUCAAUCAGAUGGAAUCUCAGCACAACUGAUAUAGUCUAUAGUGAAACUCUUACUAUAACAGAAUCAACACCUGAGGAUCUGCAAUGCAUUGCAAACAACUCAGCUGGCAUCACCAUCAGAUGUGUAAAAGUGGUGUUAAAAGAGGAUUACCUGCCUUUAAUAGCAGGACUUGUUGCCAUCACAGUGGCGUUCAUCUCUGUCAUCUUCAUCUUCAUCUACUCCAUCUACUACAAAAAGGCCAAGAUGGGCCGUUAUAACCUGAAGGAUGUCAAGCUUAGUCAACAAAAUGGAGACAUAGCACAGAAUGGCAAAGACAAUAGUAUUCCUAUGAAGAAACUCUCUCAGUCCAAUAUCCUUGCUUAGGUUAUGAAAUGAAUCCCUGGGUUUGUUGCAUCUGCCGAGCCCCAUUGUCCACAUUGGGCAACGUUUUGUUUUUUACACUGUAUCUAGCCCUCUGUUCUGGGGCUAUUAGUCUCUUCAUGAUUUUAUGAAGAAUUGGUGCAUUCGCUUCUCUCUUAUGUCCAGUGUUAUUCAACUGCUAAUUGCAAAGUAACGAAAUAAACUUUCACGCAAUCUGCAAUGGAAAAUAUCUGACAGAACAAAUGUUAAGGUGUUGGCAAAGAAAUGCUGAACAAAUUUCAAGUUGAAAUUGAAGUGAUCUUUCAGGAUCUUAAUGAUUCUCUACGAUAUUCUUCAACUACAAAGGGAUAUUACUUGGUUAAUUAAUAUUUGCUUUGCACACUAUAGUUUAAGGGAAUCACACACUUUUAAGCUCUUGUUCGAUUGUGUAACAAAACUUUUCUUUUGUAUAUGUCCCAGGCACAUUGAUCAAAUUAUGUUUUGUCAAAUGCUAUACAUACAGUAUUUUGAGAGAGAAACUAUUGUUGAGUCUUUUACUCUGUUCUUCCUUUAAAGUUUCAGUUCUUCUGGAGAAAUCCGCACUUUAGAGUUUGACUAUGAAGAAGUGAAAGUUCUUCUCUCAUGUUGAACCUGUGGGAAGAUAUCUUGAUGCCUUUCUGAAAAUUCUCUCAGGCCUCAUAGUCUGUGAAAAAACAACAAUGCUGGACAUAAAAUAAGUGUGCCAGUUUUAUGGCUCAAGCAGUUUAAUGAUGUUAAAAACAUUAACUAAAAAAUGACAAGUCUGGCUUUUUUUAACCACCCUUUUGUGGUUGUAUAGUAAAAACUGUAAAGAUCUUUCGAAGUUUCACCUUUGUGCUCCACAAAACUUUGGAAUAACAUGAGGGCGAAGUAAAUGAUGACAGAAUUUUCAUUAUUAUUUGAACUUUGUUUCAUAAUUUAUCUUACCUGUAUUCUUGUGUGGUUUAAAUUAUAUUAAUGGAAUUAACAGUCUGUCCUUUUAAGCACAAUGCAUGUGAUUUGAAUUUGUAUAUACACAUGAGAAAAUUUUAGAAAACAUAUCAUUUGUUUAAAAAAAUCUAAAAUAAAAAAAGGCUAUUUGUGCUUUUUACACAUCUUGCAAAAUAAUUGAACAUCUGAUUUUGUAUUGAACAACUGUGUGUUUUAUUAAGGGGGUAAAUGCAGAGGUGUUGUGUAUAUGUACUGAAAUAAAUAAUUUUUUUUUUACCUCA